Aspergillus saccharolyticus JOP 1030-1 is the source of this 1436-nucleotide messenger RNA. RefSeq lists its product as uncharacterized. The coding region runs from base 98 to 1297 and encodes 399 amino acids. NCBI's taxonomy places the organism in Eukaryota, Fungi, Ascomycota, Eurotiomycetes, Eurotiales, Aspergillaceae. The transcript has a single exon. The record is from RefSeq and is a predicted model, not a curated record.
CUCCAACCUGGAACCUGAAGAGCUAUCACCAGCACUUCCAGCUAUACUGUGUACUACAACCAUGUAAUCUAGCCUAACCAGCCCAUCCCCUUUCAAGAUGUCCCUACCAAGACACACCCCGCCGUCUCCUCUUUCCUCCUCCCCCUCAAAACAAUCCAUCCGUCGCACUUCAGCCAACCACACUCCCCUCUCCCGCCCCCAAAGCAUCAUCGAGCGACCCCCAACCGCGCAGCAACAACACCACGACAACAUCCCCGAGGAUCAAGAUGAAGUCCCCGUCGUGGUCCCCACGCAUCUCACUAACCAACAACCUAUCAAUACCUCCGGGGCGUCAUCCUCAUCCUUCCAACCGUUCUUCACCUUGAUCGAAGACGCCAACACCUCCGAAUAUUACCACCCAACCGUCCACUACAUCUUCGCCGACGACGACACCGACAUCGUCACCGAAGCCACCCUCCGCGCUCUGGAAAGCGAGUCUGAUCCCUUUGCUGACAACACGAAGGGCAAGACCCGACAGCGCCGACAGCAACAACCUUCCGACGGAGGCGAUGGAAAUGGGGCAGGAACUGAGGAUGAGGAGGACAGCGAAUACGGCCAUUCCCGCAAGCCCUCCCUGCUACCAGACGCUGUUCCGGGCGUGCGCGAGAACUACGUGAUUCUGGAUGUGGAUUACGCCUCGUCGCCCCCGUCAAGUCGUGGGCCGACGGAGCAGCUCUUGCGGCAUACUGCUGCUGCUGCCGAGCAGCUGGCGACGUCUCCGCAGCAGCAGCCACCAAGCCCCGCACAGAAUCAAAAUCAACAACAACCCCACGAGGAUCGUGAAGGCGCCGCAGGUGAUCAUGAUAAGGUGUUGGUUGUUGCCUCGGCGCAUAGUUUGUCGCCGGCGUGGCAGGUGCUUGACGCACAGCUGGGACCGGCGCCAACCUUUGAAAACAAUAGCAAUACCAGUGACAAUGCCUCGUCACCGCAAGGGCACGCGGCCAAUGGGGGUUUGAUGUUGAAGAUUCGCGGCACGGCGGGCUUGCCGAUCAGUAAUCUGCUGGGCAAGGAUCGUGAUAAGGGGCGGGGCUGUCAGCGGUUGGAGGAGAUGAUGGAUCAGUUCGCGAAGAGAUUGGCGGAGCUGAGGUUGGUUAUUGAGGCUGGAGGGUACGGUGAGCAUGUCGAGGAUGUGGAAGAGGAUUCGGCGCUCGCUGGUGAAGAGGGGAAGACAGACGAUCAGGCGGAGUAUGGGCACCAACAUGAACUACAGAAUGUCCCGGUAGAGGAUACAACGGCCGGGAAGGAGCAGGAGCUAUAGCUGGCAUUGGUUGGGCUGUUGAACAGCAUGGUUUAUUUUUUCGGAAUGGGGAAUUCAGGUUCAGUGAAAUGCAUUGUUAGCACUGCGUACGGUGUGAUGUGGGCUUCGAUCUGCGUUCAUGAACUACUAGAAAUCUGAG